Molecule: messenger RNA, 3270 nt
Organism: Sinocyclocheilus anshuiensis
Lineage: Eukaryota; Metazoa; Chordata; Actinopteri; Cypriniformes; Cyprinidae
Product: piggyBac transposable element-derived protein 4-like
Exons: 3
Coding region: 34-2298 (754 amino acids)
Source: RefSeq, a predicted model, not a curated record
UGCAUCUUGCGUCCAGCGCUAACAAAAAAGAAAAUGGAUGAAACUGUUAAGGACAACACGGAGGAGUUUGUUAACGGUAUCAAGGAGGAAACAGAUGAGGCGAUUAUUUUGCCGCCAGCGCUAACAAAAAAGAAAAUGGAUGAAACGGCUAAGGACAACACGGAGGAGUGUGGUAUCAAGGGGGAACAAGAUGAGGCGAUUAUUUUGCGGCCAAGGCAAAAAAAAAAGAAAAGGGAUGAAACAUCUAAGGACAACUCGGAGGAGUGUGGUUUUAAGGAGGAACAAGAUGAGGCGAUUAUUUUGCGGCCAAGGCUAAAAAAAAAGAAAAUGGAUGAAACAUCUAAGGACAACUCGGAGGAGUGUGGUAUCAAGGGGGAACAAGAUGAGGCGAUUAUUUUGCGGCCAAGGCAAAAAAAAAAGAAAAUGGAUGAAACUGUUAAGGACAACACAGAGGAGUGUGUAAAUGGUAACACGGAGAAACAAGAUGAAAACGAUGAGGUGAUUGAUUUGGUGGAAUCUUCUGAUGAGAGUGCCGCUUCCAGCGUGGAUUCCACAGAAGAGGAGAUGUUCCUCGAUGGUCUGGAUCCCCUCUUGGAUCGGCUUUCGGAUACCUCUGAUGAUGACUGGUAUCCAGAGGCCACUCCACAAAAAAAGAAGAGAUCCGGUCUGUCUUCUGUAGAAUCUUGCAGAUCUGGUUCACCCACUUUUGUGCAAAGUGGCAAAAGCAGAGGUAGGAGAAGCAGCAUGAGUCGAUCCCUACCUUUUCCCUCAAGCAUCUUAGAACAGAAGUGGAAAAGUGUAGAUGAGCCUGAUGUUGAGCCAACACAGCCAACAUUCAGACCUAAAAACACACCCGGCCCACAGCUGGUCUCCACUGCAACAUGCAGUCCUAUGCAGUAUUUUGAGUUGCUCUUUUCAAAAUCAGUGCUACAGAAAGUUGUAGAACAUACAAAUGCAUAUGGAGCCAUGCGUCGUGAAGGAAUGAAGACACCAUGGGAGGACAUUUCAAUAAAAGAUCUGAAGUCAUUCAUAGCACUGGUGAUUUACAUGGGCAUGCUGAAAUGCUUCAAACUGACAGACUACUGGAAGAGAUCAGACUUAUACAGUCUGCCGUAUCCUGCAAGAAUCAUGUCUGGAAGGAAAUUUUUUAGCAUGUGUGCGGGGCUCCAUCUUAGUGAUCCUAAAGUGGAUGCAGAGAAUGACAAGAAGAGGGGAACACCUGAAUACGACCGCCUGUGUAAGAUCAAACCGCUGUACCAGGACAUUAGGGAUGCCUGCAGAGCCUCUUUCCAUCCCUCUCAGAACAUCUCCAUUGAUGAACGAAUGGUGGCAUCGAAGGCUAGAAAUGGACUCAAACAAUACAUGAAGAACAACCCUACAAAAUGGGGGUACAAACUUUUUGUACUGGCAGAUUCCCUCUGUGCCUACACUUGGGACUUCUUCAUUUAUGAAGGCAAGGUCAAUUCCGAGAAGAGCAAAGGCAUUAGUUAUGAUUCUGUCAUGAGUCUGACAAAUGAAAAGUUGUUGGGAAGCGGCUACAAGCUGUUUGUUGACAACUUUUACACCAGUCCCAAGCUCUUCAGAGACCUGCUGCAUAAAAAGAUCUGGGCUUGUGGCACCAUUCGUGCAAACCGCUUUGGCCACUCAAAGACACAGGCUCCUCGUGGCAAUAUUCGCUGGUUUAGGGAAGACAAUCUGCUUUUUGUUGAGUGGAAGGACAAGAGAGACGUACUGAUGUGCUCCACCUUUCAUAAGGCCUUUAAUGGGGACUCCAUUAAGAGGAAUGUGAAAGGAGCCGAUGGAGUUUGGGCCUUUCAGGAUUUCCCCGUUCCAGCCGCAGUGCUGGAUUACAACAAGCACAUGGGAGGAGUGGAUCUGUCUGACGCCCUUAUAGGAUAUUACACAGUUCUGCAUAAAACAAAAAAAUGGUAUCGGUCCUUUUUUUACCACUUUGUGGACAUCGCUGUAGUCAAUGCCUUCAUUUUGCACCAGCAGAUGGCCAAGAUGAAGAACCAGAAGCCUCUGACCCAGAAGGACUUCCGGGAGGCGCUUGUUGCAGAGCUUGCGGGAACAGGACCUGCAUCCGCCUCUGCACAAGAACGACAGGUUCCUGCUACAGAUUCCCACCUGCCCAAGUACAUCAAAGGAGACAGCACUUUUGGAAGACGGAAAUGCAAACUGUGUUCCAGUAAAACUCCAGUCAUGUGUGCAACUUGCCGGGUGCAUUUAUGCUUUGUUCCAAAGCGUGACUGUUACAGUAAAUGGCAUGAAUUAGCUGAUGAGUCUGACGCAGAGUAAUGCCCAAGGUACACACUACACUCUAGAGCUUGCGAACAGUUGAACGCGUAGCCAUUCAAAAUAUACUCUAUUUGACUGGGUGCGCGAACGCAGAUGCUGGACACAUGCCCUCUAGGACGUUUCAUCUUUGUCCAGCGUCUACACUUUUUCUCCAGAGGUUUUGACAGAUAAAAAUAUCUUUGUACUCUUUUAAACUAAAGUUGCACCUAUCUCUCAUGCACACGAGUGCUUGUCAAUGCAGGCGUCUGUUGUUGUUGCGGUCUCUCAAUUUGUUUAGUCUCUUUUUGUCUUCUAUUUUGAAACAAUGGCCAGUGUUGCCACCUAGUGGAAUAACUGAUUUGUGCAAAACAAAUGUAAUGCACAUGACCUGCACAUACAAAGUAGGUGUAGUUACAAAAAUUGGACGGUGAGCGUAAGGUACGCAUGUACUUUUCUGGUGGAAAAUUUGUAUCACACACACUGAACCAGUACCCUCGCGUACAGGUAAAACCUGAAGUAUAGUUUGGGCUAAAUGCUUACAGUGCAGUUUAUUCAUAAACAAGUCCAAACUGCCAACCAAAACUCAGAAAUCAAGAUAACCAGAAAUGCAACAUGAAACUAGCAAGACAUUGAUGACAGACUAAUGGCAUGUGAGGCUUAUAAAUACUAAUAAACUGGAAAUAUCUUAAAGGCAUUUUAGCUUUUAGUGGUAGUUUUUUGAGUACUCGCAUUGCAAGUAAAUAUAUGAAAAAAUCUCCCAUGUUCUGUUGUGCUGGAACCACACGGGAACUGUAUUUUCAGGCUAACUUAGCUGUAAAAUCUGUUAGGAACGGUUUGUAAUUGUACCAAAACAUGUUCCAAUAGAAAUGCUAUUGGUACCGAUACCUGUCAGAUUCUGAGCUAUGUGACAUGAUGGAAAGGUGCUUAAUAUUAGUCUUAUAUCUUUAGAAUUUAACAACACAUUUUAUAUUGGCGUUUUAAAGGUGUAAAAAU